This is a messenger RNA of Hyla sarda, 1503 nucleotides long. Its product is annotated as G-protein coupled receptor 54-like. Gene Ontology annotation, cellular component: membrane. Gene Ontology annotation, biological process: neuropeptide signaling pathway. Lineage: Eukaryota; Metazoa; Chordata; Amphibia; Anura; Hylidae. The transcript is spliced from 6 exons. Gene Ontology annotation, molecular function: G protein-coupled peptide receptor activity. Bases 510 to 1364 code for a protein of 284 amino acids. The record is from RefSeq and is a predicted model, not a curated record.
UGACAACUCGGGCAGUUCGCACUGGAAACAGGUAUUGUUAUAACAGUGCCUGGGUGGUUUAUCGCGCUGAAUCCUCUGUGCGGCAGUCCCAGAUGAUGAUGAAGAAAUAGCCUAGCAGAGUCCUAUUGUGAAGCGGUGGUGGUCGUCACGGGCUAAUGGCGCUGGCAGGUGCCGAUGUACACAAGCUGCCGGAGGACCGUUGGCGCUGGCAGGCGCUGUAGAUGGAGAGAUCCUGACCGCUGGGGGACCGUUGGCGCUGGCAGGUGCUGUAGAUGGAGAAAUCCUCACCGCUGGGCUACGAUGCUGGUUGUGUGGGGCCGAGGACCGCACGCUGGAUACGAGGAGCUCACCUCGUGUUAUCAGCAUGUGACGUCAGCAGAUGUUGAAGCUUCUAAGGUUGCAGAGCAGACAUUACAUCACUAGUCAGGUGUUAAAAGGGAGCUUGUCUGGAUGAAGCGACCGCUGGGUGGAAGAGUGAUCCUCCUCCACAGUGCUGCAGCUGUACUGCAAUGGCAAAUCUUGCCAUGACAGACAUAAUAUUUCUGAUUUGUUGUGUCCCUUUUACUGCAACACUUUAUCCACUUCCCAGCUGGAUUUUUGGAGACAUCAUGUGCAGAGGAGUGAACUAUUUACAACAGGUUACGGCCCAGGCAACCUGUAUAACCCUCACUGCAAUGAGUGUGGACCGCUGCUAUGUUACAGUAUAUCCACUGCAAUCUUUGCGUAAUCGCACCCCUCGCUUAGCCAUGGCUGUCAGUCUGGGAAUUUGGAUAGGCUCUUUUGUACUAUCCAUUCCUUGUGCAAUGUACCAAAAACUGAGUACUGGGUACUGGUAUGGACCACAGACUUACUGCAUAGAAGCCUUUCCAACUGCUGCACAUCAAAAAGCCUUCAUUUUAUACACAUUCCUUGCAGUUUACCUCUUACCUUUGAUAACUAUAUGUGUGUGCUAUGCCUUCAUGCUGAAAAGGAUGAGCAGACCAGUUGUUGAGCCUAUUGACAACAGCUAUCAGAUUCAGCUCUUGAUAGAGAGAUCUGAGGCAGUACGGGCAAAGAUAUCCAAGAUGGUGGUGGUAAUAGUUCUACUCUUUACCAUCUGCUGGGGACCCAUCCAGCUCUUCAUUUUGUUUCAAGCCUUUGAUUCAAAUUUUCAGAAAAGCUAUGAAACCUACAAGCUAAAAAUUUUUGCCCAUUGUAUGUGUUAUUCCAAUUCAUCUGUCAAUCCUAUAGUGUAUGCUUUCAUGGGGGCUAACUUCAGAAAGUCUUUUAAGAAAGCAUUUCCUUUCAUUUUCAAGCCAAAGGUCGAGUGCAUUACCAGGGCUGCGAGAAAUACGGAGAUGCACUUUGUGUCAUCAGGAACCUGAGAAAUGUACAAUAAUAACCAGUUCUUAACAUUGCAAUUAGCACCGUUGUAUUGUGGUGGCCAAAACUGUACUUUAUGUGUUUUCUGUUUAUUUAUAUAUAUUUAUGUUUAAGGUAUGAGUAGUCAUGGUUGCACACACA